AGCUCGACCAGUGGCCCGUUGUGCGCGCGGGCGGCGCCGGUCACCUGUCCCGCGGCCCCCAGCGGCCGCCCCGCCCCGGCUCCUAUAAGCCUCGCUGUCUGCCCGCGCUGCCUGUGCGCCCGCAGCAUGGCCCGGAACACCAACCUUCGCUGGCGGCUGCCGCUCAUCUGCCUGCUGCUGCAGGUGACCAUGGUGGUCCUCUUCGGCGUGUUCGUGCGCUACCACCCCGACGCCGAUGCCAGCUGGAGAGAAGAGAAAAAGCGCAAGAACAUCUCCAGCGACCUGGAGAACGAGUUCUACUACCGCUACCCGAGCUUCCAGGACGUGCACGUCAUGGUCUUCGUGGGCUUUGGCUUCCUCAUGACUUUCCUGCAGCGCUAUGGGUUCGGGGCCGUGGGCUUCAACUUCCUGCUGGCGGCCUUCGGCAUCCAGUGGGCGGUGCUCGUGCAGGGCUGGUUCCACCACCUGGAUUCACAGCGCCGCUACAUCCUUGUCGGCAUUGAGAACCUCAUCAACGCUGACUUCUGCGUGGCCUCUGUCUGCGUGGCCUUUGGGGCAUUGCUGGGCAAAGUCAGCCCCGUCCAGCUGCUCAUCAUGACCUUGUUCCAAGUGACCCUGUUCACAGUGAAUGAGUAUAUUCUCCUUGACCUGCUAGAGGUGAAGGAUGCAGGGGGCUCCAUGACCAUCCACACGUUUGGGGCCUACUUUGGACUCACAGUCACCUGGAUCCUCUACCGACGCAACCUAGAGCAGAGCAAACAGAGGCAGACUUCUGUGUACCACUCGGACCUCUUCGCCAUGAUUGGCACCCUCUUCCUGUGGAUGUACUGGCCCAGCUUCAAUUCAGCUAUAUCCUCCCACGGGGAUGCCCAGCAUCGAGCUGCCCUUAACACCUACUGCUCCUUGGCAGCCAGCGUGCUGACUUCGGUGGCACUGUCCAGUGCCCUGCACAAGAAGGGCAAGCUGGACAUGGUGCAUAUCCAGAACGCCACGCUAGCCGGAGGGGUGGGUGUGGGCACUGCAGCCGAAAUGAUGCUCACGCCCUAUGGUGCCCUCAUCGUGGGCUUCUUCUGCGGCUCCAUCUCCACCCUGGGCUUCAUGUUCCUGUCGCCAUUCCUGGAGUCCCGGCUGCGCAUCCAGGACACGUGCGGCAUUCACAACCUGCACGGCAUCCCUGGCGUCCUGGGCGGCAUCGUGGGUGCUGUGACAGCCGCCUUCGCCAGGCCCGACAUAUAUGGACAGCACGGAUUUGUGAAUGAAGUCCAGACCAUAAGAAGUCAGGGCAAGUUCCAGAUGUUCGGCCUCCUCUUGAGCUUGGCCAUGGCCCUGGUGGGCGGCAUCAUGGUGGGACUCAUCUUGAGACUACCGUUCUGGGGACAAGCGGCGGACGAGAACUGCUUUGAUGAUGAGGUCUACUGGGAGGUGCCUGAGGAGAACAGCGCUGGCCAUGUCCCCGAGGACCCCACCCACAAGCCCCCAGCCUUGAUGGUAUCCUCAGGAACACCUGCCUUCUCACCUGUCUUGGUAUCCUAAGCUCCCAGGCAGGCCCCGCACACUGUCAUGGCUCUAGCAGGAUCUGAGGACUCAGAAGCAAACCAGCAGCACCAGCCUGCUGGCCCAGCCCCAGGUGCCCGCACCUCCUCAUCCCUCCUUCACCCCAAGGGGUGGCCUGAGAACCUGAAGACGGAGGAGGGGGAGUCACGACAAAGUGCGGGUCUUGCUGCAGAAGCUCUGCCCCCCGCUAGGGUCUUGGUGGCCACAUCUGUGCCUGCAGGCUGGGAGACCUGGGCCUGACCCUUCCGGGAGGCAACUCAGCUGCCAGCCACCACCUGCUGGGCCCUGCCGGCCCCGCCCACCCCAACCAGCCCCUCCAAGCUCCUGGGCCCACAGAUUUCUCUGUGCUGCCAAGUAGGUGGCUUCCUUAAAUAAACAUUGUUGUUCUUUGUA
Chinchilla lanigera (long-tailed chinchilla) is the source of this 1947-nucleotide messenger RNA. RefSeq names its product Rh family, C glycoprotein (gene Rhcg). The transcript is spliced from 11 exons. Lineage: Eukaryota; Metazoa; Chordata; Mammalia; Rodentia; Chinchillidae. Gene Ontology annotation, biological process: ammonium transmembrane transport; ammonium homeostasis. Bases 127 to 1533 code for a protein of 468 amino acids. Gene Ontology annotation, cellular component: plasma membrane; basolateral plasma membrane; apical plasma membrane. Gene Ontology annotation, molecular function: ammonium channel activity. The record is from RefSeq and is a predicted model, not a curated record.